Molecule: messenger RNA, 354 nt
Organism: Impatiens glandulifera
Lineage: Eukaryota; Viridiplantae; Streptophyta; Magnoliopsida; Ericales; Balsaminaceae
Exons: 2
Coding region: 1-354 (117 amino acids)
Source: RefSeq, a predicted model, not a curated record
AUGGAAGCUAAAGCUAAUGUUACUAUAUCUACUAACAUGAACUUCAUUCCCAUUCAAAAUAAGACAAACUUUAAGGAUUGGAAAGAGAACAUUUAUAUUGUUCUAGGCUGCAUGGAUUUAGACCUUGCGUUAAGGAUUGAUACACCCGCAACUCCUUUGGAAAAUAGUUCAGUCGAUGACAAGGCUAACUAUGAGAAGUGGGAAAUGUCAAAUCGCAUGUGUCUCAUUAUCAUAAAGCGCGACAUUCCAGAGGAAUUCAUGGUGCAAUAUCUGAGGAUAUAUAUUACCAACGCAAAGGUGUUCCUUACAGAAAUCGAAAAACAAUUUGUAAGGAAUGAUAAGGAAGAAACGUGA